GAAAAUUCCAAGAAAUGUCGGAAUCGCUGACGUCCGGAGCGGCGCGAUAAAGCACAAAAGUUGAGGCGAAUCCUAGAGAGAGAGAGGAGAAGAGAAGAGAAGAUCGCCUUUUGCUUCCUACUUGCCUCUCUUUCUGUCCUCUUGCGCUUGACUACUAGCAGCCUUGAUGCGCAUUCCUCUCCCUUUUAUAUUAGAUUGAUUUGAUGGGGUGGUGGUAUUGACCAACCUCUUCUCGCAGAGAGAGAGAGAGAGAGAGGGAGAGGGAGAUGGGGUGGAGAGGGAUACUGGGUUGCGAGUACGGGAUCGUUCAGGCGCCGCUGGGGCCGGACAUCUCGGGGCCGGAGCUCGCCGCCGCCGUCUCCAACGCCGGCGGCCUUGGCCUCCUCAGAGCUCCCGACUGGGAGGCACCAGAUCAUGUGAGGGAGCUGAUUAGGAAGACCCGGUCCUUGACUGAUAAGCCGUUUGGGAUAGGUGUUGUUCUGGCAUUUCCCCAUGAAGAAAACCUGAAGGUGAUACUUGAUGAAAAGGUAGAUGUACUCCAGCUUUACUGGGGCGAGUGUACAAAAGAGCUCAUUGAAGAAGCUCAUCAAGUCGGAGUCAAAGUUGUGCCUCAAGUCGGUAGCUUUGAAGAGGCAAGAAGGGCUAUCAAUGUUGGUGUAGAUGCGAUCAUUGUCCAAGGGCGUGAAGCCGGAGGACAUAUCAUUGGACAGGAUGCGUUGAUUACCCUGGUGCCGAGGGUGGUUGAUCUAGUUGGUGACAAAGAUAUACCAGUGAUCGCUGCAGGGGCCAUUGUGGAUGGACGUGGCUAUGUCGCAGCUUUAGCUCUUGGUGCAAGAGGUGUCUGCCUUGGCACUAGAUUUCUUGCUACAGAAGAAAGUAAUGCACACCCUCUGUACAAGAGGAAGUUGGUCGAGUAUGACCAAACAGAGUACACAGACAUUUUUGGGAGGGCGCGGUGGCCAGGGGCACCACAUCGUGUCCUGAAAACACCGUUCUUCAAUGACUGGAGAUCUCUUCCUCCCAAUGAAAAUGAGGUGAACCAGCCCAUAAUCGGUCGAUCAACAGUACAUGGAGUGGAGAAGCAGAUUCACCGCUUUACAGGGACAGUUCCAAACUCAACAACCACCGGCGACAUAGAGAGCAUGGCGAUGUACGCGGGACAAGGUGUAGGGCUUAUCAAGGAGAUUCUGCCUGCCAGGGAAGUGUUGAGGAGAUUAGUUGAAGGUGCUCAGCUUAUUAUUCAGCAACAGUGUGAUGCAAUUUAACAUAUUGUUUGAGCCAAAGCUCUGGAGUAAAAGGCCUUUCAAGUGAUUGGGCAGAAAUAAACCCACAGGUGAAGCAGAGUUUCUGUAAUUGCAAUCAAUUCAACCCAAUAAAAAGGUUCUUGUGAUUUCAACGGCAAUCACACCCUUUUGCCGCAUGCAAUGUUAACUCAACUUUAGGAGGGAAGAAGAAUCAGAGAAAUAAACAUUAGAA
Eucalyptus grandis is the source of this 1476-nucleotide messenger RNA. Its product is annotated as NADH:quinone reductase. The record is from RefSeq and is a predicted model, not a curated record. Bases 267 to 1265 code for a protein of 332 amino acids. Gene Ontology annotation, molecular function: nitronate monooxygenase activity. NCBI's taxonomy places the organism in Eukaryota, Viridiplantae, Streptophyta, Magnoliopsida, Myrtales, Myrtaceae. The transcript is spliced from 6 exons.